This is a messenger RNA of Mobula hypostoma (lesser devil ray), 1196 nucleotides long. RefSeq names its product RAB5 interacting factor (gene rab5if). NCBI's taxonomy places the organism in Eukaryota, Metazoa, Chordata, Chondrichthyes, Myliobatiformes, Myliobatidae. The coding region runs from base 104 to 481 and encodes 125 amino acids. The record is from RefSeq and is a predicted model, not a curated record. Gene Ontology annotation, biological process: mitochondrial respirasome assembly. The transcript is spliced from 4 exons.
ACACAUGCGCAGAUGCAGCGUCAGCGAGGCUGGCUGAGCGCGGGGUAAGUUUGCUACUGCCGGGGCUGAGUGAGCAGGGAGAGCCGGCCGGCGUGACUGGAGGAUGAGUGGAGCCAAGUCCAGGGAACACCUCGUAGCCAACGGCGGCUUAAAAGUAUCCGUCUGGAGUAAAGUGCUGAACAGUAACGCGGCCUGGGAGGAUAAGGAUGAAUUCCUUGAUGUGAUCUACUGGUUUCGUCAAAUAAUUGCAAUUAUUUUGGGUGUUAUCUGGGGAGUUGUUCCACUUAAAGGAUUCUUGGGAAUAGCAAUAUUUUGCCUGAUCAAUGCAGGGAUCCUAUACCUCUACUUUAGCAGCUUCCAACAGGUGGAUGAAGAAGAAUAUGGCGGAACAUGGGAACUAACAAAAGAGGGAUUUAUGACAUCUUUUGCAUUGUUUCUGGUUGUUUGGAUCAUCUUUUACACAGCAAUUCACUUUGACUGAAGAUCAAAAACUGUCAUCAGUUCCUGCCAGUUUUAAAUGUUGAAAGAGAAAUCAAACACUUUACUGGGUGUAUAUUAUAUGGGGAAAAAAAACUCGCAGUAGUUCAGUAUCUUUUGUACCAUCAAAUCAUGGGACCUGUGAAGACUCCAUGGUACAGCUUGCAGGAAGUUGCAUUCCCAUUGCUGUUUUAAUGUAUGGAGAAUUUCAGGAAUUUUACAAGACGUGGAUCUCUUUGGCCACCAUGGUUUCGAGAGCUACAGCAGCAUUGAAGUGCAGCUUCCCAGUGUAAUUCCCUACAAUGUUGGUACUCAUGUAGUUAGUAUCUAUUUUAAUUUAAUUAAUGUAAAUUAUCUGUAGAAUUGGAGAAGAAACAUUAAUUUUUAACUUGUACAUCUUUAAGAGUUUGUAUUUCAGACUUUAUAAUGGAAAAUGAUUGCACCUUGGUAGCAUUAAAAUUACAAACCAAGACUGUUUUGUACCUGCUUUAAAGAUCAAAGUGGUUUAACCAACGUUUCAAAUUUUCAGUCAACUGAUAAAGUUUUGAUACCUGGAGCAGGUUUAUUGAAUGUUUUGUACUGGCUCAUAUUCUUGUCUUCCUUUUUUUCCUACUAAUGUACAUAUCAGAUUAUAUAGAUAUCAAACAUUUUGGUGCUUUGGAUUACAAUAAUCCCAAAGCUUUGAGACUACCUCCUUUUCACUACCCCAAAGUAAUUAA